Chaetomium strumarium is the source of this 1497-nucleotide messenger RNA. RefSeq lists its product as uncharacterized. The record is from RefSeq and is a predicted model, not a curated record. NCBI's taxonomy places the organism in Eukaryota, Fungi, Ascomycota, Sordariomycetes, Sordariales, Chaetomiaceae. The transcript is spliced from 4 exons. Bases 115 to 1137 code for a protein of 340 amino acids.
GAAAUAGAUACAACAUUAAUGCUGCUUUCUUAGCCUAUCUUGCUUUGGCGACCUCAAGUUCAACAACACUCGUCGCUGGAUCCUUUGAACUUGCCCACCUCGACCUCGAGCACGAUGGCAUCACACUCUGAGUUCGGCGAGAGGACCCCUGGGUCCGAGGUUGCCAGCAUGUUUGCCGAUCAGAUCCGAGGGAAGACUAUCCUGGUUACUGGUGUUAGCCCUAAAGGGAUUGGCUCUACAACGGUCCUCAACAUUGCCUCCCAGAAGCCCGGGCUGUUGAUCCUGGCAUCCCGAACCAGGUCUCGCGUGCAGGAGGUGGCAAGUCAGAUCGAGGAGAAAUACCCUGGCACGCGGGUAGAGAUUGUCAUACUGGAUCUGGGCUCUCAGAAGGCGAUCCGACAGGCCGCCGCCGACGUGGCUGCCCUGACGGACAAGCUCGACAUCCUCAUCAACAACGCCGGCAUCGUUGUCACCUCCCGCCAAGCGACGCCGGAGGGUAUCGAGCAACAGUUUGGCACCAACCACAUCGGCCCCUUCCUCUUCACCAACCUCCUCCUGCCCCUGCUGCGGAAGGCGGCUCAGAGCAACCCGCCGGGCGCCACGCGCAUCGUGAACCUUACCAGCGCCGGCCACAGGCUGUCACCCAUCCGCUUCUCCGACUACAACUUCGAGGGCAAGCCCGUGCCGCCGGAGGAGGACCACUUCAAGCCGCUCCCCGGCGCCUUCGGCAAGUGUGCCCCCGACGGAUACAACGGCAUUGUCACCUACGCGCAGUCCAAGACGGCAAACAUUCUAUUCACGCUCUCCCUCCAAAAGGAACUGCCCAAGCAAGGCAUUGCCGCCUACUCUGUUCAUCCGGGCACUAUCGAGACCGACCUCAGCCGAGACCAGGACGCUGAAUUGUCGGCGCAGUUCUACAAAGUUGCCCCAUACUGGAAGACACAUGACGAGGGAAGCUCGACGACACUUGUUGCUGCCUUGGAUCCGGCUCUCAACGAAAUCAAGGGCGUGUACCUCGUUGACUGCCAGAUCACUGAACCUUUUGCCCACGCAAAUGACCCUGUUGCCGCCGAUCGCUUAUGGAAACUGAGCGAAGAGCUGGUUGGCGAGAAGUUCGCCCUUGACGCUUCCGCUUGAAAGUAGGCGGGAUGACAACACGUAUGCAGGGCUUCAUUGUUGUGUUGGGUGCCCAUUUUGACCCAUUACCACUCAAAGGAAUACCCUUACCGUAUGGGUCGGAGGAGUGGGCAAUCCAAUUAUCCCGUGAUGACAGCAUCUUUGUGGAACUAUUCAAUAAAUUAAUCGUCACCUGCGGAAAUGUAGAGUCUGAGUUAGAGGCUCCAAACAUCACUCCUGGGCUCCAGUGGGCUGUUCUCCGCCGCGUUCAGCUCGCAGAUGUGGCAUUCAUUGAAUCACGCCCUGAAUCUUCCAAUUUGUUGAGUAUUUUCCACUCAGUAUCAUAUUUCUCAUGACAAUUUGAAGGCUAAAAUGUGGCUA